AUGUUGGGCUGGGUCCAGAGGGUGCUGCCUCAGCCCCCAGGGACACCUCAGAAGACCAAGCGAGAGGAGGAGGGGGCAGAACCAGGGCCAGAGUUGGAGCCGAAGCCCGAAACAGCCCCCGAGGAGGCUGAGCUAGAGGAAGUGUCCCUGCCACCGGAGGAGCCCUGCAUGGAGAAGGAAGUGGCUGCGGCUACUCUGGGCUCUCAAGGAACCCAGGAGACUGCUCUCACUCCGCCCACAUCCCUCCAGGCCCAGGUCUCUGUGGCUCCCGAAGCUAACAGCGGUCCCAGAGGCUGGGUGCUGACCUGGCUCAGGAAGGGCGUGGAGAAGGUUGUCCCGCAGCCCGUCCGCAGCAGCAGGCCCGCCCAGAACACUGCUGCUGGCUUGGAGAGUCCAGAUCAGGCAGGAGCACAGGUCCUUGGGCAGUGUGACACUGGGGGCUCAGAUGAACCCAGUGAACCCUCCAGGGCCAAAGACCCCGGGCCCGGGCCCUGGCUGCUCCGGUGGUUCGAGCAGAAUCUGGAGAAAAGGCUGCCUCAGCCCCCGAAAAUCUCUGAGGGCUGGAGCGAUGAGCCUACAGAUGCUGCCUUGGGUCCAGAGCCCCCAGGACCCGCCCCGGAGAUCAAGCCCGUGCCACAGGCCCAGGAGAGCCCCUCCCUGCCUGCUCCUGGCCCCCCAGAGCCUGAGGAAGAACCGACCCCAGAGCCCCAGCCCAGUAUUCAAGCCUCCUCCGUGCCACCCCCACAGGACUCUGCCAGGUUGAUGGCCUGGAUCCUACACAGGCUGGAGAUGGCCCUGCCACAGCCAGUGAUCCGUGGGAAGGGUGGGGAGCAGGAGUCUGAUGCCCCAGUGACAUGUGACGUGCAGACCAUCAGCAUCCUCCCUGGAGAGCAAGAGGAGUCGGAUCUCAUCCUAGAAGAGGUUGACCCUCACUGGGAGGAGGAUGAACACCAGGAAGGCAGCAUCAGCACCGGCUCGCAGAUCUCAGAGGCAGCUCCAGCUGAUGAAGAGAAGGGCGAGGUGGUGGAGCAGAUGCCCAGGGAGCUGCCUCGGAUUCAAGAGGAAAAAGAAGAGGAGGAGGAGGAAGAGAAGGAAGACGGAGAGGAGGAAGAAGAGAAAGGCAGAGAGAAAGAGGAGGAAGAAGGCAAAGAAAAAGAGGAGGAAGGCAGAGAGAAAGAGGAAGAAAAAGGUGGAGAGAAAGAGGAAGAAGAAGGCAGAGAGAAAGAGGAGGUGGAAGGCGGAGAGGAGGAGGAAGACGAAGAGGAGGAGCAGGACGAGGCUCUGGGGACCUGGCUCCUCUCUGACGCUAUGUCCUCCUUCCCCUCCCCAGUACCUGCCACGGAAGAGCACCCCGAAGUGCAGGUGGAAGACGCUGAUGCUGACAGUCGCCCCCUCAUCGCAGAGGAGAACCCACCCUCUCCCGUGCAGCUGCCCCCGUCUCCUGCCAAAUCUGACACCCUUGCAGUCCCAGGAUCGGCCACAGGGAGCCUCAGGAAGAGGCUGCCUUCCCAAGAUGAUGAGGCUGAAGAGCUCAAGAUGCUGUCACCAGCUGCAUCCCCUGUGGUCGCCUGGUCGGACCCCACCAGCCCACAGGGCACUGAUGAUCAGGACCGUGCAACCUCCACAGCCAGCCAGAACAGUGCCAUCAUCAAUGACCGGCUCCAGGAGCUGGUGAAGCUUUUCAAGGAGCGGACAGAGAAGGUGAAGGAGAAGCUCAUCGACCCUGAUGUCACCUCCGAUGAGGAGAGCCCCAAGCCCUCCCCAGCCAAAAAAGCCCCAGAGCCGGCCCCGGAAGUGAAGCCAGCUGAAGCGGGGCAGGCAGAGGAGGAGCACUACUGUGAGAUGCUCUGCUGCAAGUUCAAACGCCGCCCCUGGAAGAAGUACCAGUUUCCCCAGAGCAUCGACCCGCUGACCAACCUGAUGUACAUCUUGUGGCUCUUCUUCGUGGUGCUGGCCUGGAACUGGAACUGCUGGCUGAUUCCCGUGCGCUGGGCCUUCCCCUAUCAGACGCCGAGCAACAUCCACCUCUGGCUGUUGAUGGAUUACCUGUGCGACCUCAUCUACCUCUUGGACAUCACCGUGUUCCAGAUGCGCCUGCAGUUUGUCAGAGGCGGGGACAUCAUUACGGACAAAAAGGAGAUGCGCAACAAUUACCUGAAAUCUCAGCGCUUUAAGAUGGACAUGCUCUGCCUCUUGCCCUUGGACUUACUCUACUUGAAAUUCGGUGUGAAUCCCCUGCUGCGCUUGCCCCGCUGUUUGAAGUAUAUGGCCUUCUUUGAGUUUAACAACCGCCUGGAAUCCAUCCUCAGCAAAGCCUACGUUUACAGGGUUAUCAGGACCACAGCCUACCUGCUCUACAGUUUACAUCUGAACUCAUGUCUGUAUUACUGGGCGUCGGCCUAUGAGGGCCUCGGCGCCACUCACUGGGUUUAUGAUGGCGUGGGAAACAGUUACAUUCGCUGUUACUACUGGGCUGUGAAGACCCUCAUUACCAUCGGCGGCCUGCCCGACCCCAGGACACUCUUUGAAAUUGUCUUCCAGGGUCUAAAUUAUUUCACGGGCGUCUUCGCUUUCUCCGUGAUGAUCGGACAGAUGAGAGACGUAGUGGGGGCCGCCACCGCGGGACAGACCUACUACCGCAGCUGCAUGGACAGCACCGUGAAGUACAUGAACUUCUACAAGAUCCCCAAGUCCGUGCAGAACCGGGUCAAGACCUGGUACGAGUACACCUGGCACUCCCAAGGCAUGCUGGAUGAGUCAGAGCUGAUGGUGCAACUUCCGGACAAGAUGCGAUUGGACCUCGCCAUCGACGUGAACUAUGACAUCGUCAGCAAAGUGGCACUCUUCCAGGGCUGUGACCGGCAGAUGAUCUUUGACAUGCUGAAGAGGCUGCGCUCUGUCGUCUACCUGCCCAAUGACUACGUGUGCAAGAAGGGGGAGAUAGGCCGGGAAAUGUACAUCAUCCAGGCGGGUCAGGUGCAGGUCUUGGGUGGCCCGGAUGGGAAAUCCGUGCUGGUGACGCUGAAGGCUGGAUCUGUGUUUGGAGAAAUAAGCUUGCUGGCUGUUGGGGGCGGGAACCGGCGCACAGCUAACGUGGUGGCCCAUGGGUUUACCAACCUCUUCAUUCUGGAUAAGAAGGACCUGAAUGAAAUUCUUGUGCAUUAUCCUGAGUCUCAGAAGUUGCUCCGCAAGAAGGCCAGGCGAAUGCUGAGAAAUAACAACAAGCCCAAGGAGAAGAGUGUGCUUAUUCUCCCUCCGCGGGCGGGCACCCCCAAGCUCUUCAAUGCCGCCCUGGCCGCAGCAGGAAAGAUGGGUGCCAAGGGAGGAAAAGGCGGCAAGCUUGCCCUCCUCAGGGCUCGACUCAAGGAGCUGGCCGCGCUGGAGGCGGCCGCCAGACAGCAGCAGUUGCUGGAACAGGCCAAGAGCUCGGAAGAUGCCACCCUGGGACAGACGGGAUCAGCUGCCCCCGAACAGUCCCCGGCUCCAGAGCCGCCGGCCCCAGAGCCCCUGGCCCCAGAGGCCCCGGCCCCGCGCUCUCCACCACCUGCCUCCCAGGAGAGGCCAGGUGGACACGAGGAGGCCGCGGCGCGACCAGAGGAGCACUCGGUGCGGAUCCAGGUGAGCCCGGGCCUGGAUCCCAGCGAACAGAUCCCGUCGGUGGAGAUCCCUGAGGAGCAGGAGGAGAAGGAGAAAAAGGAGGAGGAGACAGAAGAAAAGGAAGACGGGGAGGAGGCGAGGAAGGAGAAGAAGGAGGAGUGA
Messenger RNA from Rangifer tarandus platyrhynchus (Svalbard reindeer), 3759 nucleotides. Lineage: Eukaryota; Metazoa; Chordata; Mammalia; Artiodactyla; Cervidae. The record is from the annotation of a GenBank genome assembly.